Messenger RNA from Arabidopsis thaliana (thale cress), 1920 nucleotides. It is a transcript of the gene AS1, whose product is annotated as myb-like HTH transcriptional regulator family protein. Gene Ontology annotation, biological process: regulation of DNA-templated transcription. The record is from RefSeq and is marked reviewed. Gene Ontology annotation, cellular component: nucleus. The transcript has 2 exons. Lineage: Eukaryota; Viridiplantae; Streptophyta; Magnoliopsida; Brassicales; Brassicaceae. Bases 251 to 1354 code for a protein of 367 amino acids.
AUUUUAUUUUAAUUAUGCCGUCUCUGUGGUCUAAUCGUGUACGUCGUCUGGUUUUAAAAGCCUCUCUCACUUUGGUCUUUUCGUUUUCUCUCUUCCAUUUUCUCCAACUAUAUAAAAAAAAAAAAGUGAGAGAGAGAGCAAAUCUGUGUGAUGGAAGUUGCUCUUGAGUUUGGGAUUAUUUAUCUUUUCAAUAUCAUUUGAUGAAGAAGGAUGGUGAGAUGGGAAGAAGUGAUGUCAGGAGGAGUAGGAGAUGAAAGAGAGACAACGUUGGAGUGGUGAAGAAGAUGCAUUGUUACGUGCUUACGUUAGACAGUUCGGUCCGAGAGAAUGGCAUCUUGUGUCUGAGCGUAUGAACAAACCUUUGAACCGUGACGCCAAGUCUUGUUUAGAGAGAUGGAAGAAUUAUCUUAAGCCAGGGAUCAAGAAAGGGUCUUUGACAGAGGAAGAGCAGAGGCUUGUGAUCCGUCUUCAGGAGAAACACGGCAACAAGUGGAAGAAGAUUGCUGCUGAGGUUCCCGGGAGGACGGCAAAGCGGUUAGGGAAGUGGUGGGAAGUGUUUAAGGAGAAGCAACAGAGAGAAGAGAAAGAGAGUAACAAGAGAGUUGAGCCUAUUGACGAGAGUAAGUACGAUCGGAUUCUCGAGAGUUUCGCUGAGAAGCUUGUCAAAGAGCGGUCUAACGUUGUCCCUGCUGCUGCCGCUGCUGCAACGGUUGUGAUGGCUAAUUCGAAUGGAGGGUUUUUACAUUCUGAACAACAAGUUCAGCCUCCUAACCCAGUGAUCCCGCCUUGGUUAGCUACUUCUAACAAUGGGAACAAUGUUGUUGCAAGGCCUCCCUCGGUAACUUUGACAUUAUCGCCUUCCACAGUGGCUGCAGCUGCGCCUCAACCGCCAAUCCCGUGGCUGCAGCAGCAACAGCCUGAGAGAGCAGAGAACGGUCCAGGGGGACUUGUGUUAGGGAGUAUGAUGCCGUCUUGUAGUGGGAGUAGCGAGAGUGUGUUCUUGUCAGAGCUUGUGGAGUGUUGUAGAGAGUUGGAGGAAGGGCACCGAGCUUGGGCAGACCAUAAGAAAGAGGCUGCAUGGAGGCUAAGAAGGCUGGAGCUGCAGCUAGAGUCAGAGAAGACGUGUAGACAAAGGGAGAAGAUGGAGGAGAUUGAGGCAAAGAUGAAAGCUCUUAGGGAAGAGCAGAAGAACGCAAUGGAGAAGAUCGAAGGAGAGUACAGAGAACAGCUCGUUGGUUUGAGGCGAGACGCAGAGGCCAAAGACCAGAAACUGGCUGAUCAAUGGACCUCUAGGCAUAUCAGACUCACCAAGUUUCUUGAACAACAAAUGGGUUGCAGAUUAGACCGCCCCUGAACCGUCUCCUAAACUCUUUGUUGUAACUUGUAAUGUAAUGUAAGGUUUUUUUUUUGUUUUUUUUUGUUUUUUUUUGUCUUUGAUCAUUUGGGUGUCUCCAAUGUUUACUUAGACUUUUGGGUUCCUUACCUCAGCUUUGUAUUUGUUUCUUUUACCUUUGUGUUCCAUUUAUCACUUCAGUUUAUCCAUGGCUUUGUUUUCUCAAGCUUGAUGUUGAUUUAGUCAGCUGCAACACUUUGGUUUAUAAAUAAAAUCGAUUUAUAUCUUUACAUGUGUAAAUUCAAGUAGAAGACAGAAAACAAAUUGUUACAUAAUAAUUGAAAAAUUGAAGAGGAAGAGGUGUGUACUUAUUCACUCAAAAACACAGUUGCAUUAGAUUUUAAACCAUACUACAAACAGAUUACCAUAAAUCCAUGAAAAUGUAUUUGGCAUGAAUUUCAAAACAUAAGAGAACAAAAACAAAGAGCAGAAUAACGGAAGAUUAAAAACCCGGCUUGAGAAAUGGUCGGAAAAACCCUGGCGGUGCUUCUUCUCUGAAAAAUGAUCAACUUUGAACUCAGAAGCAC